AUGCCAUGGAAGAAAGACCUUGUAGAACUCGGCUUGCUUGCCAAGGGCGAUAGGAUUAAACUUAAGUCAUUUUGCAAAAAAGGCAUCUCUUCUGACAGAGAAGGAAAGAUGGCAAGAAUAAAACAAAUUCGUGGACAAGGUAAAGGAAAGAAGCUUGGAGAUCCAACUUUUAGUGCAGCUGUCGGUUCCACGUCAUCCGGAAACUCGGCAAGAACAUCUAGCCUCAAGUACAAAGUCGGCUGGAAGCACUGGAAACCUGGCCGUGGUUAUGUGCAGAUGAAAAAAAAUACCGGUGGUGGUACUCGUACAGUUCAUAUACCUCGCAACGCUUCCCUUGAAGAGUGCCAAACCAUCGCAGAAGGUCUGUUUUUCCCGGAAGGCAAGAGUUCAGUUGGUGAAUUGGAGAAAAUGAUCACUGCAAUGGGCAAUUUCAGUGGUGAUUGUAUUGUUUUAAUGAGGGAAGAUGGCAAGCCAUUUCAAUUUUCGCCCGAGCGGUACAAAGAGAUGACAGGCUUAACAGUUCCACGCUUGUACCUAUUAACGAAAAAUGAAGAUGAUGCGGAUGGUGAUGAGGAUGAAUCAUUCCCAUCAGCAUUUGGCUAUCAUGAUCCAUCAUUUGGUACGAAAAGGGCGUCAAGCCCUUCCUUUCCAAAGGAAGACGGGCUCAUUGGUACAUCAAGUGAGCGCCAACAGUUUUUUGAUGACCUGGAUCAGGAAUUGAGGGCUUCCCUUGCGGCCGAUAAAGCGAAAGUAAAGAGUACAAACAAACAACAGCUGAUAUCUGAGCCCACCAAUGACGAAACGGAUUCCCUUGAAAGGCUUCGUCAAGUUCGUGAGCAGCGUUCUCUGCCAGAACCUGACAGCAGCGAACCAAAAGUAAAAGUGUCUGUACGACAUUGUACGUUAGGUGUGGUCAGCAGAGUGUUUGACCCGGAAGGAAGCAUGCAAGGCGUUUAUGAUUGGAUUGGAUCCCUUUCCAGAACACCGGAACAUUUUUUUUUAGUUACGUUUCCAUCAACAACGCUAUACCCAGAUGAGAAGGUUGUCAAAGUGAACGACACAGUCAUUAACACGACUGAAACGACGGAACCUGUGCCGCUUUCUAAGGAUGAGGAGGACGUUUAUUUCCAAGAUGGCUGGGGUUUGGAACAUGGGUUCGACGACACCGUCUGGGACGAAAACGAAUUUUGUUCUCCUCAGUCUCCAAGACAGCAAGGAUUACCAGUUAUUGCCACUCACUCCACCAACGAGAUUGAUCCAGUAAACAUCAACCCUCCUGUGCAUCUUCUAGCAAAUGAAGACAACCCAAAGUCUGACAACAAGCUGUCACUUGAAGAAAAGGUUCAGCUACAGGAAUCCAAAUUACAACCGGCCAAAAUAGUUAUAAUAGAUCGCCAUGAUGCAGUUAAUGAGUUAUCGGCCUUAUACAGUGACAAGGACAUCUUGGAUUGUAAAUUAUCGGUGUCCUUCGCAGACGAAAAUGCUCUUGGGGAUGGAACGUUAAGAGAAGUAUAUUCCCUCUUCUGGGACAGCUUUGUUGCAAGAUUUUGUGAAGGCAGCAGGCAGUUUGCAGUAAUACCUAAUCCGUCAUUGUCAGAUGAGAAUUACCAAGCCCUCGGAAGAAUUAUUACACACCAGUUAGUACUUACAGGUACUUUUCCUAUACAGCUGGCAGAGGUAUAG
Porites evermanni is the source of this 1683-nucleotide messenger RNA. The record is from the annotation of a GenBank genome assembly. NCBI's taxonomy places the organism in Eukaryota, Metazoa, Cnidaria, Anthozoa, Scleractinia, Poritidae.